UGGUUACACACAGUUGUAACAGUGAGGCCAGUUGCUCUGAGAGAUUUAUUGAUUCUACUGUAUCCAUUGAUUCUGCCAUUUCUAUAAUUAUGGCCUAAAGGAUCUACUGCUGUUAAGAACUUUGAAUGCUAUUGGCUUCGCGACUGAUUGACAAAAGUUAUAUUAGAGCACACCAUUGGAAAAACCCAGCAGGAUGAACAUCACAAACAUCUUCUCCUUUGUACUGCUCAGCGUCGUGUCGUUGGUCGUUGGAAAACAAGACCAAAAUUGCAUGACUGGAGUGGAAAUAAUUUUUGAGUCUAGCCAGACUUUACUGUCAAAGUGGCUUCAGCACCACUGGCUAGGCAUGACUACAUCAUCCGACCUAAAGCAAGUCUUCAGGAAAUGUAUCCUGGAAACGAGAGAUAGUCUCUUUGGGGGGACUAUACUCAAUCAGAUUGCCAGGUCUUACAGUGUCUUCCCGAUCGAUCUCAUUGAGAAGAUUCUGCUCUACCUGGAAGAUGAAAGUUAUGACAUCUACAUCAUUUGGAUGGACAAUGAUGGAGACAUACCACUACACUCGGCCAUUAAAGGAAUGGCUGAUAAACACUAUGUGACAGUUUUUGCUAAUACGUACCCUAAGUACACCAAGAAUAUUCUCCUUGCGAAGAAUAACAAAGAAGAAGUCCCGCUCGAAUUAGCAUUUGAGUUAGGCCACUUUGAAGCAGCAGAGGUGCUAUUAGAAUUGUCGAUCAGCUAUGGGGUACUAGCACACUUGACGGGGGUCCAUGCACUCGCUGGCACCACGCUUUUACACAAAGCGUUCCAGCGAGGUCACGUUAACUUCUUCAGAAUUUUACUAAAAGUCUGUGAAAAACUAAAUGUGCAAAUUCUACCUGUGCUCUUGAUCCCAGACAGUCGAGGCAACACGCCAUGGCACUAUCUGAUGAACAGGAACAAGCACCAUGAGAUUGAAAGUGUGCUGUCCCUGUGCCAGAAGUACGACAUUGAUACGAAUGACCUUCUUCUGGACCUUCAAAGAGGAACGAGGAUGCUUCAUGCAGCAGUCCGAAAGAAUGACGUACAGUGUGAGAAAACGCUUAGAAAAUAUGGCGCAAAGGACAUGCCUGACAAUGAAGGAAUUUGGCCAGCACAGCGAGAUCAUCGCCUUAGCAAUGUAUCCACCCAUCAGCACGUACAUCCCAUUACAAGUGUCAAAGAGCUGUACUCGAUGUUGGAGGAUAUUGGUAACUGGGAGGCACUGUGUGUAAACCUGGGUAUCAAAACUGGGCUAAUCGAUGAGUUAAGACACUCUCGCUUGGAAGUGUCUGUCUUGAAGCUUAGAUGCAUCGAAGCUUAUGUGAACACUGGAGAGGCCACUUGGGAAGACGUAAUUCUAGCAGUGACGCUUUACCCGAUAAUGAAUACAAGUAUAGCUAAUAAAAUAGCACAAAAGUAUCUUAGCUAACAGAUGGCCUUACUUCACAGUGGUCGUUCGUUUCAAAAUUUAUGUUACAUUUCAUUUUUAGUGCAUUCAUUAAUUAUUCACAUUCAUUGAA
Messenger RNA from Halichondria panicea, 1538 nucleotides. RefSeq lists its product as uncharacterized. Gene Ontology annotation, molecular function: NF-kappaB binding. Gene Ontology annotation, cellular component: cytosol. The record is from RefSeq and is a predicted model, not a curated record. Bases 194 to 1447 code for a protein of 417 amino acids. The transcript is spliced from 3 exons. Gene Ontology annotation, biological process: cellular response to tumor necrosis factor. Lineage: Eukaryota; Metazoa; Porifera; Demospongiae; Suberitida; Halichondriidae.